Paramuricea clavata is the source of this 5540-nucleotide messenger RNA. NCBI's taxonomy places the organism in Eukaryota, Metazoa, Cnidaria, Anthozoa, Malacalcyonacea, Plexauridae. The record is from the annotation of a GenBank genome assembly.
AUGGAGAGCGUGUUGAGCAUGAAUGCCACGUCGUAUUACGGGUUUAACAAUUGUGGACUGUUGUACGCUACCGCGGAGCAAAAUAACCCAUCUUUGGCCGCCCAACGCGCGCUGGAUUUAUAUAACUUGCGAACGAGAAACGCCCCAAUUGAAACAGCCCAACAACAACAAGGCACCUUCCAGCAACAGGGCAACAAACGUGAACGCAAAACGCAACCAAAUCGUUCGCGAACUCUGUACAACAAAAGACUACUGGUGAACGCCCGUGAACGAGAACGGAUGAAGACGUUAAACAAGGGAUUUGAAAAUCUACGCAAUGCUUUGCCUUGCUACAUUGCGGACGGACAUAUCUCGAAGAUUACGACUCUGCGUCUCGCUAUAAACUAUAUUAAAUCAUUGAGCGCUGUUUUACAAGAUGCUGCCACCCAAGAGGGACAAGCAUUAAGUGAACAAGCUCUGGUAGAACAAACGCCUUGCAAUGCACAGGUGAAUCUUUUAAUGAGCACAGCCAUGAAUUUGACUGAAACGACUAGUGUUUUGCCUGAUGCUAAUGUCAAUGAGUUAGGGAGAACUUAUAGUCCCCAAUUUGCUCCGAUCUUAGGAGCACCUCAGAAAACAGAGCAAUGAACGUCAAAGACAAGACGGGAAAACUUAUAAGAAAGAUGCUUUUAAAGAUCACGCAAAGCGCCAGCGAAAAUCUACCAGAAAACUUAUAUAUAUAUAUAUAUAUAUAUAUAUAUAUAUAUAUAUAUAUAUAUAUAUAUAUAUAUAUAUAUAUAUAUAUAUAUAUAUAUAUAUAUAUUGGGAGAUAUUUAAAUGUAUUAUAUAGAGAGAGUACAUAAUUGAGUUUGUCUAUUAAUAAAUAUUAAAACGUUAAAAUAAUGUGUAUCUACGAAAAAUGUGUGUCUAUUAAAGUUUUAGUUAAAAGAGCUAUAGCGCUCCACAAAAAAAACUAUCGAACAACAUAUUGAAUACAUAUACUUGACUGCAAAGUACAAUCUAAGUUUUGUUGUUUUAAAAUCACUGGUACAAAUGCUUAAAAGUGAUAUAUUGUUAGUUUUGUUUAAAAAUCGACUGCUCUAACUUAAUAUAUUUAAAUUUUAUGCACCAAUUUGUUAAUUUAAGCAUUUGCUAAAUAAGCCCAUCUAUCAACCAUUAUCAGAAAACGCAAUUUAAAAUUUUACUUGCCACGAAAAGUAGAAUCAUUACAUAACAUUUUUGCGACCUUAUUUUCCUGAAAAAGUACAAAAUGUUUGUACUGUUUAAAAACGUGAAAUUAGAGAAUGUUUGAUGACGCAUUGCCUGUGUAGUUCACAAAGAAAAAGCAAUUUAACAUUGUUUAUAUAUAUAUAGAUAUAAUGUAGUUAUUAUACGACAAUUCCAUUAAAAAUUUAAACACGCAAAAGCAUCAUUAUUCAUAGCUAAUUAACCAUCUGCAGAAAUAAGUAAAAGCCCUCGCCACGAUUUGCUUAACCCUAAGUCAACCUAAAAUUCAAAGCAAACUUACCAAUAGCUCAUUUGUUUAAAAAUUUUUCUUUAGAAAUCAUGUCAGUCCGGACCAGUAGGAGUUUUCUUCUCUGAAAUUUUGAAAUAAACAGACGUGCAGAAAUACAGAAACUAAAACAAAUAGCGGGUUAAAUUUUAACCGAAGGUUAGCGCUACUCCAUCUUUGAACAAUCAGGCCCCAGUCGACCAAAUUUUUCAUGUAUAUUGUUGAAAAGUGAGGGAUAUACAGUAAUUAUCACCGGGUUAUGUUUAAAUCACGUUGCAGUGCACAAAUGUCUUGACAAAUAUUGUGCGUGUUCAUUUGAUCGUGUGGAUCAUUUUGCACUAAUGCGCAUUUGUCCACGAUUUGCACCUUAAGAUAACACAAACAUGCUUUUGUUGAAUUUUACACGAAUUUCGUUAGGCGACAUGUAAAAGAAAAAACGCUUUUUAUUAGUUGGAUUGUGAAUGUAAAAUUUCAUAUUUUAUAGAAGCAUCGCGUGUGAUCAUGCGUGUUUAAACACUAACAUUGUUAAACAGUUUCCAAAUUGCUCUAUAAUACGAUUAUAUUCGUAAUAGUGUUUAUUGAAAUGUGUUUCCAAAUUGCAGCCAUACUUCUAAAAUGUGUUUCCAUGAAGCUAUAUAAUUUAAAAUAGCGGGUGAUCUAAAGAAGUAUUUUAUAUCCAUAUAGAAUUAUGUAGUUAAAAAUAUUGAACGAUAUGACAAGAAAAUUAUUCAAUUUCAGUACAGUAAUAUACAAGGUGUGAACAGCCUGUGCAUUUGAGCACAUCAGAUAAGAUAUGUACAUAAAUUAUAUUUUUGAUAAUUUGAUAAGGCCUGCAUACAAAGAAUUGCAAAAAGCUCUGUUGAAAGAGAAAAGCUAAAAGAGACUAAUUAAAUCGCACUUUUUGUCGAGUAACGUAUACUAUAUAUAAUAGACCCAUUACAGUUUUCUUUAAAAUGAGCUGACUCAAUAUAGAUGCAAGCUGGGGUCUAUUGCGGGCACUCGGUUUAACAAUACUCAAUAGACAUGUGUAUGCAUGUGGGAACAUAGCAGUUCACCCUCGCUGUAUGACUAAACCACAGGAUAAUUGUUUUAUUAAGUUGUAAACUGUUUUCCCUCGAGCAUGAAAUCCAGUAUAAGUUUCCUCCUUCUUCUAAAAUGCUUUAUUUAUACUGGAUAACUUUAUCAGUUCUAAACUGUUCUUCCUAUAUAGAGGUCCAGUCAGGAUCAUCUUUUAUUGAUCCACUGUUACUACAGGAGGAAACCUAAACUAAACUAGCUUUAUUUACACUGGACAGCUCUAUCAGUUCUAAACUGUUCUUCCUAGAGGUCCAGUCAGGAUCAUCUCUUAUUGAUCCAGUGUUGCUACAUGAGGAGGAAACCUAAACUAAACUAACUUUAUUUACACUGGAUAGCUCUAUCAGUUCUAAACUGUUCUCCCUCAAACGCGAGAUCCAGUAAGUCUCAUCCCUGAUCUAAAAUACUUUAUUUAUACUGGAUAGCUCUAUCAGUUCUAAACCGUUCUCCCUAGAGAUAUAAUAAGUGUCAUGCCUGAUUGAAAAUACUUUAUUUAUACUGGAUACUUUUGUCAGUUAUAAACCGUUCUUCGUCCACCGAGAGAUCCAGCAUGUAUGUAUAACAUCCCUGAUCUGAAAUAUUUUUCAACUCAAUACCUCUUCUGUUCUAAACCGUUCUCCUUGGAGAUCUUGGCUAUCUCUGAUCUAGAAUCACCUUACUUUAACACAUAUUGGAUAUUUGGAUAAGCUGUUGUCCUAUAGAGGUCCGGUAAGGAUCAAUCCCUUGUUUACACUAUCAAAAUUAAGCCUGGGGUAUCCUUAUGGUCGUAAAGAUUGAGUCAUGAUCUUUCUCAUGAAAAUACGCGGAGUGAUUAUAACUAGAGAAUACUUAUGAUUUAUAUGUGGUUUACAGGUAUAAACUAUUAUAAACUGGCCGUUGAGAAAGAUCGUGACUCUAUUUUUGCGAUCAUUUGGAAACCAGACUUGCAUAGGUAAAUUCUAAGUUUUGAAGGAUUAUAGUAAGAAACGUUUGAGGGAACUCAAUGUUAAUCGCCUUUAUAUUGAAUAGCUUUUAUUAGUUCAUUGUGUUCUCUAACUACAGAGGUAGAUCACUGACCCGAAUGAAGUAUACUGGAUAGUUUUAUCAGUUGUAAAUUUGGACUCACUAUAAGAGAUCGAGUAACCGGAAGCAAUUAAUGUACUGACAUGACGCAAAAACAUUUGGUCUCGCAAUUUCCUAUAUUUCAGGAACGGACACCGGCCGCAAGCAUGAAUGGCACAUGUACCUACUGUGCCGUCAGUUAUAUCGUUCUGCGCGCCUGGGGUGAAUACCGGUACGACGAGUUAAUUAAAACGGAAAUGCGGUUAUUGGAACCGCAGUAUUUGCCACUGUGAGCAUUCAAAAAUGCCUCCAUGUUCUGGGCACCUGUCGUGCGUGUCUUUAUACCAUGGCAUGCAAGAUAGCAUCAAGGAGGUCGUAUUUUAGCGAGGCACCGUCGUCCGCGAACCAAGAAUAUAUUAUAACAAAGUAAAAUAAAAUAAAUAUUGAUUUAGUCCAACAUUAUACAGCUGCUUUGCUAAUGCUUUUUGGUUCGCUGUUAUGCAACACUUGUUCUCAAGUGAUCAUGUAGUGGCACAUAUCCAAACUAUUGUCCAUUUGCCGAUUCAACUAUUGUUUGGUAAAAGAAUAAGAAUUGAAUCUUCUGUAGAAUGUAUGUAUGUUUAAACACUGGCUUGUCGACCUCCCGUGCAACUCUUGUUCUUGUUGGACAUGAGUAAUGUUGACAGAACUCUUAGCUCGUGCAAAUCUUGUUCUGGUUUGCGGUAAAGUCAUAUUAAAGUUGAGCAAACUCUCGUUUUAAGAAAAUUCUAGUUAAGAAAAUUUUCCUGUUAACUAGUGCUUGUCAACUAGUGGCAUCAUGGAACUUUUGUUACUCAUUUAACCAAACAAAAAAAAGUUCAGAAUAUGAAUGCUCGCCAUGCAAAACCUCGCUUCUCAACGCCCAUGCUUGUUUAUUCCCAAAUUCUCGUGACUUCUUUGUUUAGUAAACUCUUUAUUACGAAAACAUCUUUGUUCAACACAAUAUUGCACUCAGCUGCUCACAAACUCAACGAUAUAUUUUCCCAACAUUCUGCAAGGUCCUUGAAACAUGAACUUAAAAAGCGGUUUUUUAUCUUUUAUUCAUGCACGAUAGCUCUGUCUAAGCCAUCUGUGCCGAGCGAAGGUCUUAAUGGACUCCCCUAUAUGUCAUAGAAAUUCUCUUCCUAAUGUUAUAAUUGCGUGCGACAGUGGCAGACAGUUAAAUAAUUAUUAUUAUAGGAAAAUAAGCCAUCACUCUAUCUCUUCCCGCGCGUUGAAGGAAAUUUGGUGUUUUUGCAACUGAAAAACGGUCGACUUCUGCACUGUAUUGACUAUGAAUGCUUAAUUGUUUAAAUUAUUAUAUAUUCCUACAUCGUCCAAAAAUUUCGGCAAUAUUGGAUGAGAAUUUUGAAAAAUAGUCGAACCUGAUACAACAGUCAGGAAAAUUGAAAAUAAUCGAAACCUGAUACAACAGCGACGAGAGUAGAAAAUUCUAUUAGAUGGGUGGGAAUAAGUCAUUUAACAGCGAUAGACAAAUAGAUUUAAGGUCGAUAAUUGAAGGAUGAGUAUAUAUUUAAAAUUUAUGAGUUUAUUUGCAUUAAACGUUAAGUUUUCACGCUGGUCAAAUAACAUAUUCUAUGGGCAAACCUUUUGAAAUUAGCAGUACACAGUAGUUCAAAGUGGCAAAUGAACAAUUUGUUAGGCAGGAGGGUUUUUAUUAAGUUUUGUUUGUUUUUCUUUGCUAUAUAUACUAGCGCCCGUAGCGGCAAGCUGCGAGCAUCUUGACAUAAGAUGUGAUGCAUCGCGUCAUUGACUUAAAACAAACUACGUUUAUAAGAUGCGUGCACCAAUAUCGCGCUAUCACACAAUAAUGCAAUUAUAAAAUGCGUGAGCGAUCGAGCAAUUUUCAAGAUAUUUUGUUCAUUGUAGCUGGCCUUUAAAAGCUCUAAUGUAA